AUGUCCCGGCCGCGCGGCGCAGCGGGGUCCCGAACCCGCGCCCGCCCGCCCGGCCGGCCAUGCCCCGCUCCUUCCUGGUGAAGAAGGCGAGCAGCACCCGGGUGCCCGACUACGGCCAGCUGCACUCCCGCGCCCACGAAGUCAUCGGUAGCGGCUCCGGCUGGUGUCCCUCCAGCGGCGGGCAGGCCUUGCCUGCCCCCCUCCAGACCGAAGACGCCCCCCCCUCCGCGCCCUGCGAAGCCGCCCGGCUCUGGGACCGUGGCGCCCUCCUCGCCCGCCUCUCCCUGCCUCUCCCGCUGGAGGGUGAGGCCAAAGGGACCCCCGGCCCGAGUCCCUCCAGCCCGGACGUCAGCCCAGCAGACACGCCCACGGGCACCCCCCUCAGGGACAACCAGAACGACCUCAACCGGCUGAGCCUGCCUCGGAGACGGGUGCCGGAGCUGGGCAGCCCUGCCGAGGGCAGCAAGGCCACCCCGGACAAGCUGGUGGGGGCACCGGGUGAGACCCCUCCGCGGCUGGGGUGCUGCGGCUGCCACGCCUCCUACCCCGCUGUCUGCAGGCACCGCGAGCUGCCCCCCCGGAAAUCCUUUGCUUGCAAGCACUGCGACAAGGAGUACGCCAGCCUGGGUGCCCUCAAGAUGCACAUCCGCACCCACACGCUGCCCUGCCUCUGCAAGAUCUGCGGGAAAGCCUUCUCCAGGCCCUGGCUGCUGCAGGGCCACAUCCGCACGCACACAGGCGAGAAGCCGUACAGCUGCUCCCACUGCAGCCGCGCCUUCGCCGACCGCUCCAAUCUCCGCGCCCACCUCCAGACCCACUCGGACGUCAAGAAGUACCAGUGCCGGGCCUGCGCCAAGACCUUCUCCCGCAUGUCCCUGCUGGCGCGGCACGAAGAGGCCGGCUGCUGCCCGGCAUCCUGAUGCGCCCACCCGGGGCUGCUCCCAGCAGCCAGGGACAGAGCAACCAGCUUCCUGCACCCUGCCAGGCUAUCGAGGGAAAGGCCCAUGCGAUGGGCAUCUUCAGUCACGUGCACAGGGGAGGCCUGGCUGUCCUGCCCAGUACCCACAUCGCAGCCAGAUGUGGGGGUAUCUGUGGGUGCCCAAGGAUGGAGAGCAGGCAGCUGGCUUCGAAUGCCUUCCAACAAGCUGUGUGCCAGGACAGAUAGGUUCUCCUGGCAGGACUGCGAUCUCCGCUCCUGCCCUGUGCCUUGCAGCUGGCUCGACGGGCCUCGCGCCUGCCCGUCCAGCUCAGCGGGGCUGCCUGAGCCUGGUGCUGCUUGCAAGGACCGUGCGCCAGGGACUCUGCUCUCCUUGUCUGGGCCGGACGGUACGAUGCUGCGUGGUGCUGGGGGAUCCGUGAGGCGCUGCCCCAUCACUGGAGAGCUCCUCUAGCCCCUGCCCAGGUGCCCUCCUGGCAUUUAAUAAAAGCAAUAAACUCUGGAGCAUGCUUGGGGCUAGCUCAUCCGGCUGUGGGGGGGGGG
Molecule: messenger RNA, 1480 nt
Organism: Alligator mississippiensis (American alligator)
Lineage: Eukaryota; Metazoa; Chordata; Crocodylia; Alligatoridae
Gene: SNAI3
Product: snail family transcriptional repressor 3
Exons: 3
Coding region: 60-920 (286 amino acids)
Biological process (GO): regulation of DNA-templated transcription
Molecular function (GO): RNA polymerase II cis-regulatory region sequence-specific DNA binding; DNA-binding transcription factor activity, RNA polymerase II-specific
Source: RefSeq, a predicted model, not a curated record